ACUGAGGCACGGUAGUUCAAAACUUCAUCUUCCUCACCAACUAAACCCCACCUACCGUUACAGUCUCCUCUCCUCUCCUCUUGCUUUCCAAAAUCAAUGGCGGAUGUGGAGAUGAAGGUGGAGCUCAUGAGAAAAAUUUUAGAGCAGAAGGAUUCCGAUUCAAAGGAUUUGGAUGAUUCAACUCUAAAGAGAUUUCUGCGUGCUCGAGAUCUAGAUGUUGAAAAGGCAGCAAAUUUUCUAGUAAAACAUCUCAGGUGGAGAAGAGAAGCAAUUCCCAAAGGUUAUAUAUCUGAAUCAGAAAUUCAGAAUGAAAUUGCUCAAAAGAAAAUGUUCGCUCAAGGUUUUGACAAAAUUGGCCGUCCUGUUGGAGUUGUGUUCGGUUGCAGGCACAACGCCUCUAAUAGAGAUUUGAAUGAGUUUAAGCGUUUUGUUGUGUACAUCAUUGAGAAGCUGUGCUCCAGAAUGCAACAAAAUCAGGAGAAAUUUACAAUAAUCGCAGAUCUUCAGGGCUUGGGAUAUUCACAUUGUGACAUACGAGCAUACAUUGCAGCUUUAGAUAUUUUGCAGAACAACUAUCCUGAGAGACUGGGAAAAUGUUUUCUCCUGCAUGUUCCAUACUUGUUCAUGAAAGCAUGGAAGAUUGUCUACCCAUUCAUUGAUAAAAACACCAGAUCCAAGAUAAUCUUUGUUGAAGACAAGAACAUGAUGAGUACACUACUGGAAGAUAUUGAAGAGAACCAGCUCCCAGAACAGUAUGGUGGAAAGCUAAAGUUGGUGCCAAUAGAGCAGUCUUAAGCCCUUUACUACCAUAUCUUCUUCACAACCAACAACUGAGAGAAUAUUAAUGCUCUCUAAUUAUAUCGAUUAAGAAGCUUAAUUGUUCCCAAUUAUGGUCUUAAUUUAUGUGGAAAUCCUCUUAUAAUAACACUGUUAUUCAAUGUGAAACCAUAUUAAGGUUUUAUAAAUAGAGGGCUCUUUUUUUUAAUUU
Phalaenopsis equestris is the source of this 988-nucleotide messenger RNA. RefSeq names its product CRAL-TRIO domain-containing protein YKL091C. The transcript has 6 exons. The record is from RefSeq and is a predicted model, not a curated record. Bases 97 to 795 code for a protein of 232 amino acids. Lineage: Eukaryota; Viridiplantae; Streptophyta; Magnoliopsida; Asparagales; Orchidaceae.